CAGAAGGUGAGGUGACUUUCCUGAGGUCACAGCUGUGAGAGGGAAAGCUUGGCCUGGUCUGUCUGACCUCAAAGCCCGUGCCCUUUCUCCAUCUACCUCCCCUCCUGUACAGAUGGGGAAACUGAGGCAGAUGAGCCUGGGACCCCCUCAUCCUCAUCUGCCUCCCUGGGACCCUAGAGCCUACUCUGCACAGUGUCCCACUCAGCCCUCAGUAGCAGCCAGGGGCCUGGGGUGGCUCUGACCAUAUCCCGAGCGGGGAGCAGCCUGGUUUCUUGCCCCAUAGCCCAACAUCACACGUCCUGCCUAUCAUAAUUAGCAAUGUUCCCUGGCUAGAAGCAGCAAAUGUCAUUAUGCAGACUGGCGGGCAGCUGAAAUCCGAUUAGAGGGGCCACAAGCUGUGGCAGGUGCUCUGAGCUGGGAGUGCGAGUGACAGAGGAGCUGCCCAGUACCCCCCAGUCCCGUCAUGUUUCUCAGCCCCAGCCCAGGCUGCAGGCAAUGUGGAAAGGGUCUGAGCGUAGCCAUGACUCCGAUGGGGCUUAUGGGAGCCUGGAGGAAACCUGGACUCGGUGUACCUGCUGGGCUGCAGGCAAUGGUGUAACCCAAGACCCACAGCUAGGAGCUCCAGCCGGGCCUUGGCCCAUUGCCAGCUCUGCCUUACCCCAACGAUGUGACCCUGGGCAAGUGGCCUCUCUGAGCCUCAGUUCGGCCAUAUGCAGCCUGGGGCUAAGAUUACCCAUCCUGGGUGGUUUCAUGAGGCUCCCAGGCCUAGGCACCUGGAAAGUGCUCAGUAACCAUUUGCUGCUACUGUGUCCGUCCUCCUCCUCAUACCUGCAUCUCCUCCCUCCAGACCUCCUGCCCCCCGAGGUCUGCAGUCUCCUGAACCCAGCGGCCAUCUACGCCAACAACGAGAUCAGCCUGCGUGAUGUUGAAGUCUACGGCUUCGACUACGACUACACACUGGCCCAGUAUGCAGACGCGCUGCACCCUGAGAUCUUCAGUGCUGCCCGUGACAUCCUGAUUGAGCACUACAAGUACCCAGAGGGGAUCCGGAAGUAUGACUAUGACCCCAGCUUUGCCAUCCGAGGCCUCCACUACGACAUUCAGAAGAGCCUUCUGAUGAAGAUCGACGCCUUCCAUUACGUGCAGCUGGGGACGGCCUACAGGGGCCUCCAGCCUGUGCCUGAUGAGGAGGUGAUCGAUUUAUAUGGGGGCACCCAGCACAUCCCACUGUACCAGAUGAGCGGCUUCUACGGCAAGGGUCCCUCCAUCAAGCAGUUCAUGGACAUCUUCUCGCUGCCGGAGAUGGCCCUGCUGUCCUGUGUGGUAGACCACUUCCUGGGGCACAGCCUGGAGUUUGACCAGGCGCACCUCUACAAGGACGUGACGGAUGCCAUUCGAGACGUGCACGUGAAGGGCCUCAUGUACCAGUGGAUCGAGCGGGAUAUGGAGAAGUACAUCCUGAGAGGGGACGAGACGUUCGCUGUCCUGAGCCGCCUGGUGGCGCAUGGGAAGCAGCUGUUCCUCAUCACCAACAGCCCUUUCAGCUUCGUGGACAAGGGGAUGCGGCACAUGGUGGGUCCCGACUGGCGUCACCUCUUCGACGUGGUCAUCGUCCAGGCAGACAAACCCAGCUUCUUCACUGACCGGCGCAAGCCUUUCAGAAAACUCGAUGAAAAGGGCUCCCUGCACUGGGACCGCAUCACCCGCCUGGAGAAGGGCAAAAUCUAUCGGCAGGGAAACCUGUAUGACUUCCUGCGCCUGACAGAAUGGCGUGGACCCCGCGUGCUCUACUUCGGGGACCACCUGUACAGUGACCUGGCGGACCUCAUGCUGCGGCACGGCUGGCGAACGGGGGCCAUCAUCCCCGAGCUAGAGCGCGAGAUCCGCAUCAUCAACACGGAGCAGUACAUGCACUCGCUGACGUGGCAGCAGGCGCUCACGGGGCUGCUGGAGCGCAUGCAGACGUACCAGGACGCCGAAUCGCAGCAGGUGUUGGCGGCCUGGAUGAAGGAGCGGCAGGAGCUGAGGUGCGUCACCAAGGCCCUGUUCAACGCCCAGUUUGGAAGCAUCUUCCGCACCUUCCACAACCCCACCUACUUCUCCCGGCGCCUCGUGCGCUUCUCUGACCUCUACAUGGCCUCCCUCAGCUGUCUGCUCAACUACCGUGUCGACUUCACCUUCUACCCGCGCCGCACGCCCCUGCAGCAUGAGGCGCCGCUCUGGAUGGAUCAGCUCUGCACCGGCUGCAUGAAGACGCCCUUUCUUGGCGACAUGGCCCACAUCCGCUGAGGGCACCUUUAUUGUCCAGAGCAGGUUCUAACCCCUCCUGCCCCGCCCACGCUGGGUGUCGGUCCAGGACGGGCAAUAAAAGUGGUCUCCCUCUCCCUGUGCCUCUGUCCGGCCCUAGCCGCAUCACUUGACCGCGAGGAUCCUCUGGG
This is a messenger RNA of Neomonachus schauinslandi (Hawaiian monk seal), 2438 nucleotides long. RefSeq names its product 5'-nucleotidase domain containing 2 (gene NT5DC2). Gene Ontology annotation, molecular function: 5'-nucleotidase activity. Bases 496 to 2289 code for a protein of 597 amino acids. The transcript has 13 exons. The record is from RefSeq and is a predicted model, not a curated record. Lineage: Eukaryota; Metazoa; Chordata; Mammalia; Carnivora; Phocidae.